CGCCGUACUAAGACCCCGAAGGCCGCUGCCUUUGGCGCGUGCGCAGUAAGAGCUCAGCCGGAGGAUAAAGAAAACACACACAACCUUCCCAACCGAAAAUCACGUGACUGAGAAGCCAGUCAAGAUGGCGUCCUUGGAAGAAGAAGGGCAGUGGGAGGAGAGAGAGAAGACUGAGAAGAUGGGAAAUAACAAGGAUGGGAAACCAUUAAUGAAGAGAAGCGCUGCGUGUAACGAUGGUUCUGUUGCAGAGAGAUUAAUUCCCGUAGACCAUAAACCUGUUCCAUGUGGAUGGGAAAGAAUUGUGAAACAAAGAAUGUCUGGGAAAACUGCAGGAAAAUAUGAUAUUUAUCUUAUCAGUCCUCAAGGAGUGAAGCUCAGAUCCAAACGUGCCCUUGUGAAUUACCUUCGCAAAAGUGGAGAGACUUUUCUUAAGCUAGAAGAUUUUGACUUUACUACCCCUUCCAAAAGUGACCCCAAGCCAAGACUCCAAGAUGAUAAUGCAGAAGUUCUGGCAACCCAAUUACAGAAUGAGAGUAACGGUCCGAAGCCACACAGCCCGCAAAAAAGGCUAGACAAAGAUGCAUUUCUUCUGUCAAGUAACAUUUCUAAAUCGCAGAAUACAAGUGAACUUUCUGACGGCUCUUCUGUCCAAAUGCUGUGGAAGGAAGGCUCGAGCGAUUGCCACGUUAGCGCUAAGAAGCGUGUUAGAAAGGCCAAAGGAAAAAGGAUGGUUCCUAAAGGGGCUCAAAUUAAGAAAGCUAAAGCAGGCUGUAGAAAAAAUCAUUCAGAUUUCACUCAGAGCAGAAGCAAAGCAUCAUGUAAUGUAAGCGAGGCUGAAGACAUUCAAAUUUCUGAAAUCCACCUCAAGAAAACACAGUGCUAUGCUGAUCACACUAGAGUGAGUGACAAGAAUGUAAACGAUGCCAACAAAGAAGAAAGAGGGCUUGAAAGAGAUGAAUUAUUGGCUCCAGGAUCAGAUCCAGAAUUGCAUCAAAGACAAGUAACUUCCGUCACCAAAAACAGUUCACAUCCUGCAGAAGGUCCAGAUUUCAACGAGAAGAAUGGGGAUGUUUCUGCAGACUGUGACCAGACUGUUACAGAAACUGAACCUGGUGAAGCAAAGGAGUAUUUGCAUACUGACAUUUUCAAGUCUGUUACUGAAAUUGGCAUCCCCAGCUCACAGUAUGAGAGAGAUUUUACCGUUAUGAAAAAAAGGAAAGAUGCCGCCGUCCCCCGACCACACAUUGACAGAAGGAAAACCAGCCUCUAUUUUUCCACCAAACACCCCAAUGAAGCUCUUAGCCCGCCACGACGAAAAGCAUUCAGGAAGUGGACUCCUCCUCGUUCGCCGUAUAAUCUCGUUCAAGAAAUUCUCUUUCACGAUCCCUGGAAGUUACUCAUUGCUACCAUAUUUCUCAAUAGGACCUCAGGCAAGAUGGCGAUACCCGUGCUCUGGGAGUUUUUGGAGAAAUACCCUUCGGCUGAAGUAGCCAGAACUGCCGAUUGGAAAGAAGUGUCAGAACUCCUUAAACCUCUUGGCCUCUAUGACCUCAGAGCCAAGACCAUUGUCAAAUUUUCAGAUGAAUACCUGACAAAGCAGUGGAAGUACCCAAUUGAACUGCACGGGAUUGGAAAGUAUGGCAACGAUUCCUAUCGAAUUUUUUGUAUCAAUGAAUGGAAACAGGUCCAUCCUGAAGAUCACAAGUUGAAUAAAUACCAUGACUGGCUCUGGGAAAAUCAUGAAAAACUGAAUCUUAGUUGAAAAUAUUAAUAAUCCAGAUUUACUCUUCAAUGCUUGGCACCUCCUUUUAGAGAAACAGUUUAUUAAAUUGCUCCUGCUACUUUCUUCCUUUCCACAAAUCUUUUUUAAAAAGUAAGUGGAUGGAAUUCCAGAAUUGCUGCAUGUUCGAGACAUUUUCAUAUAUAUGUGCUGUGUGUGUAGUCGUUCUAACUCGGGCCAGAAAGGUUUUUAUUUUUUUAAAAAUAAAUCAUAACUGUUU
Ornithorhynchus anatinus (platypus) is the source of this 2000-nucleotide messenger RNA. RefSeq names its product methyl-CpG binding domain 4, DNA glycosylase (gene MBD4). Gene Ontology annotation, biological process: DNA repair. Gene Ontology annotation, molecular function: DNA binding; pyrimidine-specific mismatch base pair DNA N-glycosylase activity. NCBI's taxonomy places the organism in Eukaryota, Metazoa, Chordata, Mammalia, Monotremata, Ornithorhynchidae. The coding region runs from base 125 to 1762 and encodes 545 amino acids. The record is from RefSeq and is a predicted model, not a curated record. The transcript is spliced from 8 exons. Gene Ontology annotation, cellular component: nucleus.